Messenger RNA from Lemur catta (Ring-tailed lemur), 5484 nucleotides. It is a transcript of the gene ARHGAP19, whose product is annotated as Rho GTPase activating protein 19. Gene Ontology annotation, molecular function: GTPase activator activity. Lineage: Eukaryota; Metazoa; Chordata; Mammalia; Primates; Lemuridae. The record is from RefSeq and is a predicted model, not a curated record. The transcript has 12 exons. Gene Ontology annotation, cellular component: cytoplasm. Bases 23 to 1507 code for a protein of 494 amino acids. Gene Ontology annotation, biological process: regulation of small GTPase mediated signal transduction; signal transduction.
UGAAAGAAGUUUGCUGGCGAAGAUGGCGACUGAGGCGCAGGGUGAAGGGGAGGUGCCAGCCCGCGACUCCGGCAGGAGUGAUGCCAUCUGCAGUUUUGUUAUCUGCAAUGAUUCUUCCCUUCGAGGUCAGCCCAUUAUCUUCAAUCCUGACUUUUUUGUGGAGAAACUCCGACAUGAGAAACCUGAUGUGUUCACCGAAUUGGUGGUCAGCAAUAUCACAAGGCUUAUUGAUUUACCUGGAACUGAGUUGGCUCAGCUGAUGGGGGAAGUGGACCUUAAGUUGCCUGGUGGGACUGGCCCAGCAUCAGGAUUCUUCCGAUCUCUAAUGUCUCUCAAACGAAAGGAAAAAGAAGUGGUUUUUGGAUCCCCACUGACAGAGGAAGGCAUUGCCCAGAUAUACCAACUGAUCGAGUAUCUGCACAAGAACUUGCGAGUAGAGGGUUUGUUUAGAGUACCAGGGAAUAGUGUCCGACAGCAGAUUUUAAGGGAUGCUCUCAACAAUGGAGCUGACAUUGACUUGGAAUCAGGGGAGUUUCACUCAAAUGAUGUUGCCACUUUGCUGAAGAUGUUUCUAGGAGAGUUGCCGGAGCCUCUGCUGACACACAAACAUUUCAAUGCACACCUCAAAAUUGCUGAUUUGACGCGGUUUGAUGAUAAAGGAAACAAGACCAAUAUACCAGAUAAGGAGCGGCAAAUCGAGGCUCUCCAGUUGCUCUUCCUCAUUCUCCCUCCUCCUAAUCGUAACUUGCUGAAGUUAUUGCUUGACCUCUUGUACCAGACAGCAAAGAAACAAGAUAAGAAUAAGAUGUCUGCCUAUAACCUUGCCCUUAUGUUUGCACCCCAUGUCCUGUGGCCAAAAAAUGUCACUGCAAAUGACCUUCAGGAGAAUAUCACAAAAUUAAACAAUGGGAUGGCUUUUAUGAUUAAACACUCCCAGAAACUUUUUAAGGCUCCUGCUUAUAUUCGGGAAUGUGCCAGAUUGCACUAUUUGGGAUCCAGAGCUCAAGCAUCAAAGGAUGACCUUGAUCUGACAGUUUCAUGUCACACUAAGUCCUUCCAGCUGGCAAAAUCUCAGACACAGAGCCAGGUAGAUUCCUGCUGUCAUCAGGAGGAGACCCAGCAGCGUACGGAAGAGGCACUGAGAGAGCUGUUCCAACAUGUUCACAAUAUGCCAGAGUCGGCAAAGAAGAAACAACUUAUCAGACAGUUUAAUAAGCAGUCUUUGACCCAAACACCAGGGCGAGAACCUUCCACUCCCCGAGUACAGAAGAGGGCCCGUUCACGCUCCUUCAGUGGACUUAUCAAGCGGAAGGUCCUGGGAAAUCAAAUGAUGUCAGAAAAGAAAAACAAGUACCCUACCCCAGAAUCUGUGGCCAUCGGUGAAUUGAAGAGAGCCAGCAAAGAAAAUAUGAGCUUAUUAUUUUCUGGCUCUCCAGCUGUCACGAUUACACCAAGAAGAUUGAAAUGGUCUGAGGGGAAGAAAGAGGGGAAAAAAGGAUUUCUCUGAAGGAUCCAGAGUUCUCCUGUCUGUCUUCCACCCAGAAUUUUAUUUUUAGGUGUUAUUACUACUUACAGCAAAGUUUGGACUUGCAGUUUGCUUGCUGCAUUUUCAAUUGUGAAAGCUAACUAAUACCGUGACCUGACUGAUACCUCUAAUCCCACUCACUGGAUGAUAUAUUUGCAAGCUGUGCCUUCUGAGAGAGUGCAAGGCACGCGCUCUCUCUCUUAUUUAAUAAUACUAUGGGGAAACCACUAACCAGCCAACCAGCUUCUACAGCAUAGUAAACGGGCAGAACCAGGUGGGCUCCACUGCUCAUUCAGUGUGUUUAGGCAGAUUCCAUUUUUUUAAAAACAUGAAAUUUGUGCUCAACUGCCUGUUUUUUUUUUUUUUUUUAAGUACUUUCAGUCAUAGUGGUUGAUGUUAUUUUUCAUGGAUAAUUUGGUCUUUUAUCUGUUUUGAUAGUGUUGGGGGGUAUUUGGUUGUUGUUUUUGUUUGUUUUUUUAUUUCUUUGUUUUAAAAGACUCUAAGCUAGAUGCCUUUCACUCUUUUUCACCUUGAGCUUUGGGAAAGCUCUUUAUCUCAUGAAGCUGUAUUCCUCAAUAUCUUAUUUGUGUCCAGAGAAUUUAUACCUUUCCUGGAAAUUUUUCAUUAUUUCUUGGGUCUGAGAUUGAAGGGUAUUUGACCUGAGGUAUUGAAAAAGAAUUCAGAACAAUAUAAUAUUUUAGCAAAUUUCAAUUAUUAACUGUUUUCCCUCCCUCCUUCCAUUCCUCCCUCUCUUGUCCAUCCCUCCCUUUCUUCCCCCUUUCUCAGUGAUGCAAAAAUAAUUGUGUGGUUGCUGAACUUGUUUCCUUCAUUCAAUUUCCUCUUGACUAAAACAUCUCUGGUGCCAAUGUAAUACUUCUGUGCCAAAUCUCUGUGACUCAAGAAAAGUCACUGACAGCUUAACAGAGGUUUGCUGAAUUAUUUGUAUGUAGUGGGAAGCUCUGGAGUGUGCAUAGGAGGGAGCUGGCUGCCUUUAUGUACCAGGAUGCUUCUUUAUGGGUGGUGUUAUAUUGUACCUUCCAAGGGAUCAGUAUUCAGGCUAUACUGUCUCCUGAGAGCAAGUUGGAAUCAGACAGAGGAAAGGAAGUGAGCAGCGAUCUUUGCAGGGCUGACUGGACUUAAAGGAGAGAAUGUUCUUAUUUGGAAGCAGUUGUGGCUUAUCACCAAUGUUCAGGGAGUAGUUGCUGCACCACCCCUCUCCUUGUCAGAGUAGGCAAAGGUGGUAAUUUGGAGAUGGAGAUGGGGCUGGAGCUUUUAGCUUGUGGGUGGGGUGUGUUCACAUAUGUUGGAGAUGAGCAAUGGCAUGGCUUUGAUCUAGUACGAAGUAGUCCCUGCCCAGAGAGCAGCAUGUGGCAGGUGAGAAUGUUCAGGAUUGUGCCUGGCUCUAUUAAGCUAUAUAACCAUCCUCACUCUGUGGGUUGGAGCUGAGUCUCAGGCCACUAUGGGGAAGCAGUUGCCCAGCAAAAUAUGGUUUGCUGACCUAUUUUAAACUAUUGAAAAUGCUGCAUUAUUGCUGAAAUGAAAGAUGACUCUGGGGCAGCAGAGUUUGGCCUUGUUUCUGGCUGUUAGCCCUCUCUUCCAUGCUUUCUGUUUCUUUUGUUGCUAUAACAGCAAUAGUGAAGAACAAUGUAAAAUUUGGCCUUCCAAUGUGAUAGACUGUGAACAAUAGAUGGUUAGAAGUAUAAAACUGCUUAAAAGCCCCUUUCUAUAGAGUGGUUUUAUGUCAUUCUUAAAGAAAUACUCAUUAGCAAAGUCAUUUGUGUAGAUUUCUAUUUGACUUUUUUUCUUAUUAAGAAAAAAUAAAAUUCCAUGUACCAGAUAUCAGUAAUUCAAUCAGAAAUUCCCUUUGGUAUCAUCAAAUUGAAGUAGUAUUCUCCCUUAACGCAAUACGUCCUUUCUUUAUUUGUUUAAUGUGUGUGCUGGAGUGGUGGUGUGGUCUGUUAAACAUGGGCUGCAUCAGGUAGAACAGAACAGUGACCUGAUGCCUCCUUGUCGUUGACUUAGUUUUGUGGUUCUAUUUGAGGGAGGUAGCUGAGAGUUAGGAGAUGCUUUUUGGGUGAAUGGACCCAGUAAACGAGGGUUGUGUUCUGGGGCGAGGGUGGUGAGAAAAAUGUUUAUCACAUGCACAUGCUUUUAUAUAGCUGGUCCUCUUUGGGCAGUUGAUGUAUGUAUUUGGGUAUAUGUGUUUUGUUUAUUUAUUGAAUAUGAUUUCCCUUGCUUUAAGGGUUUUAUAGGUCAUUUUUCUUUUAGAAGCUAUGAUCCAGUUGGAAUCCAAACUUGAGGAGUAAGCAGCAUAACCUUCUACCUUGUAAUAUGUAACUAUUUUAAUCCUGUGUAAUCUUAUGGAAAACUCAGACAAAAACCCUUUAUCAUUUGCCACAGUGAAAUGCUGUCACCCUUCCGACUUGGUGGGCAGGUAUUGUUUUUGAGCCAGUAUUUAACAUGUUUUUUUAAUCUAUACAAUUUUUAAAAAUAUGUUUUGUUAUGUUUAUUUUUCAUGUUGGAACAAUCUCUUUGGAACUGCCUCUUCUUGUGGCUUUUAAAAUUUCAUUUCUUCGUGGGGGUUAAUUGCAAUUGGUUUUGAUGUAGUAGCAGUACGGGGCAUUGCAUUUGUGCCAGUGGGAUUCAAGAUGAAAACAAAGACCAGCUCCUUGAUUCAGACCUGCACUUGCUGAGCUACACUGGUUGAAUUAGUGACAACCAUAGGCACUGGAGUUUCUCACCUUUUACAGUGGUGAACUUUUGCCCUAGGACCAAUGAAUCUGAUUUGAAAAACCCCACUGUAGCAGUGAAAGAGGAUCAGGAGAUACUGAUUAUACCUGAGUUUCAAAAUACAUUAAAAGAACAGGUAAUGAAUUGUAACUGAAAAACCGCAGUUGAUCCUCCACAAAGGAAAGCUCUUUACUCUGAAUGUCCUUCAGAGUCAGUCAGGAAUGACGAAGAAACACUCUUGGGAAAUGAGGUAGUGCAGAAUUAUUGACUGGUGACCACUGGGUGCUCCAGAGGUGGUGGUUUUGUUGACCUGUAAGGAAACCAGUGGAUCCCAGAGUGUCAGAGCAGAGCCAUUCUCCUCCGAAAUAGCAAUGUUUCUGUUCAACUUCCCUCACAGGACCCUAUGUUAGCAUACAAUUUAAAAUACUGCCUUCUAAGAGAACCUGUGGUCAUUGGGACUGUGCCCCACAGUGACUGGCUAUGUGACCAUGCAUAACUGGGAUGCCAUCUUUGGGAAUGGAUGUUUCUAGACUUUCUGCUUCCUUACCUCCUGCAGGGCCUUGCACGGAUGCUUAAAGUUAAUGGCUCCCAUUCUGAGGUCAUUUCUAUGGGGAACUCCUUUCCCCAGGAGAGAGCAUCAUCCCUGCCCUCCUCCACCCCAAAGACUUUGUAUUGAAGAUACGACCUAGAUCUAAAUCUGGAUGCCAGCAUUUGGCAGGAUUGCCCUAGAAUUUUGGGACGAUUUGGGUUCCUAAGAUGCAUAAGCUUUAUAACCCAGUGGUGAUUAAUUCAAUCUAAAACGCACUGUAGAAUGUUAGCUUUCCUAGACAGCCAAUGCUGAGAUCUUCCCACCAGUGUAGAGUUGAUGGAGGUAGGCUAGUGAGGAGGUAGAGUACAUAAUAGCCAAUCUCCAUGGAAGCUGGAGUGUGUGAGGCCACAGCCUGUGCUAAACAACCGUUGAACACUCCCCCAGAGAUGUUUGGGGACCAGCAGAACCUGCCAGGAAAAACAUUCCCUUACCCCAGGGUUCUUGCUUCAUAGCAAGUGUUGCCUUUGUACUAUCCCUGAACUCACUCAACAAGAGAAACAGGGUUUCUUAACUAUUUCACCAUUUAAAAUUUUUCAUUCUUAUUUGACUAUAUAUAUGUAAUUGUAAAGAAACAAUCAUAUGUCUUGUCUUUCUUUUAUGUUCAUGUAAUAUUCUGAAAUUAAAUUUCUUUUGUUUCAUA